This is a messenger RNA of Eucalyptus grandis, 1377 nucleotides long. Its product is annotated as protein trichome birefringence-like 36. Gene Ontology annotation, cellular component: Golgi apparatus. NCBI's taxonomy places the organism in Eukaryota, Viridiplantae, Streptophyta, Magnoliopsida, Myrtales, Myrtaceae. Bases 48 to 1211 code for a protein of 387 amino acids. The transcript is spliced from 5 exons. Gene Ontology annotation, molecular function: O-acetyltransferase activity. The record is from RefSeq and is a predicted model, not a curated record.
ACGUUUCACUUCGCUACUCCUUUCAAGGGGGGACCUUCAGCUCUCCAAUGGCCGAAGUGGUGAGACCCAAGCUCUUCUCGAUCCUCCUCUUCUUCUGCAUUGCCCGUCUCGCCCACUUGGAGCGCUGCCAGUCCACGCACUUCGUGAACGACCUGGUGGAGGAAGAAGACAGCUCGUGGCCGGACGAAGAGGAUGGAGUGGACAUGGUCCAGUCGAGGCACGAUCCUCGGAGGCAGAGCUGCGACAUGUCGACCGGGAAGUGGGUGGUGGACGAAUCGUACCCUCUCUACGAUUCCAACUGCCCUUACCUCAGCAGCACCGUGACUUGCCAGAGAAACGGACGACCCGAUUCGGAUUACCAGAAGUGGAGGUGGAAGCCCCAUGCAUGCUCACUGCCGAGGUUUGAUGCACUGAAAUUUCUGGCAAAGAUAAGAAGGAAGAGAAUAAUGCUGGUAGGCGAUUCCAUAAUGAGGAAUCAGUGGGAGUCUCUUGUGUGCUUAGUGCAAGGCGUGAUUCCGACCGGCCGGAAAACAGUGUCUUACAACGGCCCUUCCAUGGCUUUUCAUGCAAUGGAUUUCGAGACGUCGAUAGAAUUUUCCUGGGCUCCACUGCUUGUGGAGCUGACCAAAGGGCCUCAAAACAAGAGAAUCUUGCACUUGGAUUUGAUUGAGGAGAAUGCCAAGUAUUGGAGAGGAGUUGACGUCCUUGUGUUCGAUUCUGCUCACUGGUGGACUCACUCCGACAAAUGGAGUUCGUGGGAUUACUACAUGGAGGGAAGAUCCAUGUUCACGAACAUAAAUCCAAUGGUGGCUUAUGAAAAAGGACUCACUACAUGGGCCAAAUGGGUGGACUUGAAUCUAGAUCCUCGGAGAACCAGAGUCAUUUUCAGAAGCAUGUCACCUAGGCACAACAGGGAAAAUGGGUGGAAAUGCUACAAUCAGAAGCAACCUCUGGCUUACUUCAGCCACCGGCAUGUCCCUGAGCAGCUGGUCGUGCUGCAACAAGUGGUGAGGAGGAUGAGAUUCCCUGUGUAUUUGCAGGACAUAACGGCAAUGUCUGCACUAAGGAGAGACGGGCAUCCUUCAGUGUACAGAAGAGCGAUGAACCAGCAGGAGAGGCAGAAUCCGAGAGGCUUCUCAUCUGAUUGCAGCCACUGGUGCCUCCCAGGCGUGCCCGAUACUUGGAACGAAAUGCUAACUGCUUUGCUCUAAGCGUUGGAAAUUUAGUUCAAGUAUUUGAGUAGGAACUAGUUUUCGGGCUUGUAGAACUGCUUCUUCGAAUGAUGGUGUGUUUUCUUCGAGUUUCAUCUAUGUAAAUUCGAAUGUGAUGUUCAUCGUUGACGGUUGUCAUCACGUUUGUUAUGUGGUUGCUGCUCUG